AUGCCUGUUGCCCUCCGCUUCCUCUGCCUACUCAGCCUGGCUGUUGGUGCUCUACACUGCACUCCCGUGCCUGACCAGGAGGGGGAGCUCUCAGAGCCCCAGCACACCGCCUGUCCCCCGGGCUGGUCCAGUUUCAACAACCGCUGCUUCAAGUACUUCGCCACUCAGCUGGACUGGGCCGAUGCAGAGUCCUACUGCGUGAACCAGGGAGCCAACCUGGUCUCUGUGAACAGCAAAGGGGAAUUCGGCUUCGUGAAAAACCUGAUCCAUGACUUGGACCCUGCUGAGCGCUAUACCUGGAUCGGGCUGAGUGACAUCCACAAGGAAGGGAGAUGGAUGUGGUCGGACGGCUCCAAGUUGGUCGACACGUUCUGGUCUCCAAAUGAGCCCAAUAAUGAAGAAGGAAGGGAGAACUGUGUUCACACUAAUAACGUAAAGGACAAGCUGUGGAACGACAUAUUCUGCUCCAACAAGUAUGCUUUUGUCUGCGCCACGCGUCCCGGCCUCUGAACCUCUGAGUCUUUAGUUCAAAGAUGCCUUGGUUUACAUAAAUAAAGAAAAACCUUUCAUUGAAAUCUCCUUGUUGGUCCUUUAUCUGAUUCAACUUGUGUUUUAUUCUCCAGCCCUGGUUAGAAUGACAAGUAGUCAGUGGUGGAAAAAGUACCCAAUUGUCAUACUUGAGUAAAAGUAAAAGAGACCUUAAUAGAAAGUUACUCAAGUAAAAGUGAAAGUCACCCUGUAAAAUACUACUUGAGUAAAAGUCUAAAAGUAUUUGGUUUUAAAUAUACUUAAGUAUCAAAAGUACACGUAAUUGCUAAAAUAUAAUUAAGUAUCAAAAGUAGAAGUAAAAAUAUAAAUAUUUUCAAAUUCCUUACAUUAAGCAAUGUGAUUGGAGGUGGUUUUGAAGGAGUCAGGCGCAAGAGGGGUCAAUAACAGCCGAUUUAUUUCUGAACUCCAGUAACUGCGAUAGGCCUGUAUUCACAAAGGAAGACUGUUUGACAUGUCCCCCUUCUUCCAGUAACUAUUAUUCCCAAAGGGGACUGGUUUGACAUGUCCCCUUCCCUCCAGUAACUGAGAUAUGGGCCUGUAUUCCCAAAGAAGGACUGGUUUGACAUUCCCCCUAUCCAGUAACUGAGAUAUGGGCUGUAUUCCCAAGAAGGACUGGUUUGACAUGUCCCCCUGCCCUCCAUAACUGAGAUAUGGGCCUGUAUUCCAAAGGAAGGACUGGUUUGACAUGGCCCCCUGCCCUCCUCUGAGAUAUGGACCUGUAUUCCCAAGGAGACUGGUUUGACAUGUCCCCUGCCCUCCAGUACUGCGAUAUGGGCCUGUAUUCUGAAGUACUGAUUCCUGUAUUCCAAAGGAAGGACUGGUUUGACAUGUCCCCUCCACUCCACGUAACUGGGAGCUUGGGCCUGUAUUCACAAAGGAAGACUGUUUUGACAUGUCCCCUCCUGCCCUCCACCUACUGAGAUAUGGACCUUAUUCCAAAGAAGACUGGUUUGACAUGUACCCAAACCUUUUCCAGUAACUGAAUAUGGCCCUGUAUUCACUAAGGAAGGACUGGUUUACAUGUCCCCCAUCUCCUAACUGAGAUAUGGACCUGUAUUCCCAAGGAGGACUGUUUGACAAAUGUCCCCCUGCCCUCCAGUACUGAGAUAUGGCCUGUAAUUCCCAAAAGUACUGGUUUGACAUGUCCCCCUUUCCAUAACUGAGUUGGAGUAAUUCCCAAAGGAGGACUGGUUUGACUGUCCCCUCUUAGUAACUGAGAUAUGGCUGUAUCCCAAAGGAGGACUGUUGAAUGUCCCCCUAAUUUUCAGUAACGCGAUAUGGACUGUAUUCACAAAGGAAGGACUGUUUGACAUGUCCCCCCUAUCUUCCAGUAACUGAGAUAUGGACCUGUAUUCCCAAAGGAAGGACUGGUUUGACAUGUCCCCCUGCCCUCCAGUAACUGAGAUAUGGGCCUGUAUUCCCAAAGGAAGGACUGGUUUGACAUGUCCCCCCUAUCUUCCAGUAACUGAGAUAUGGGCCUGUAUUCACAAAGGAAGGACUGGUUUGACAUGUCCCCCUGCCCUCCAGUAACUGAGAUAUGGGCCUGUAUUCCCAAAGGAAGGACUGGUUUGACAUGUCCCCCUGCCCUCCAGUAACUGAGAUAUGGGCCUGUAUUCCCAAAGGAAGGACUGGUUUGACAUGUCCCCCCUAUCUUCCAGUAACUGAGAUAUGGGCCUGUAUUCACAAAGGAAGGACUGGUUUGACAUGUCCCCCUGCCCUCCAGUAACUGCGAUAUGGGCCUGUAUUCCCAAAGGAAGGACUGGUUUGACAUGUCCCCCUGCCCUCCAGUAACUGAGAUAUGGGCCUGUAUUCCCAAAGGAAGGACUGGUUUGACAUGUCCCCCCUAUCUUCCAGUAACUGAGAUAUGGACCUGUAUUCCCAAAGGAAGGACUGGUUUGACAUGUCCCCCUGCCCUCCAGUAACUGCGAUAUGGGCCUGUAUUCCCAAAGGAAGGACUGGUUUGACAUGUCCCCCCUAUCUUCCAGUAACUGAGAUAUGGGCCUGUAUUCACAAAGGAAGGACUGGUUUGACAUGUCCCCCCUAUCUUCCAGUAACUGAGAUAUGGGCCUGUAUUCCCAAAGGAAGGACUGGUUUGACAUGUCCCCCCUAUCUUCCAGUAACUGAGAUAUGGGCCUGUAUUCCCAAAGGAAGGACUGGUUUGACAUGUCCCCCCUGCCCUCCAGUAACUGCGAUAUGGGCCUGUAUUCACAAAGGAAGGACUGGUUUGACAUGUCCCCCUGCCCUCCAGUAACUGAGAUAUGGGCCUGUAUUCACAAAGGAAGGACUGGUUUGACAUGUCCCCCCUAUCUUCCAGUAACUGCGAUAUGGGCCUGUAUUCCCAAAGGAAGGACUACUGAACUAAGAGUUUUGAUCCUUGAUCAGUGCUUUUACUCUGAGACGCUUCGUGAACACUGGCCCUGGGGCCUAACUAAAGAUAAUAUGGGAAGACCACAGCUGCAGAUUUUAUAUAACUACUGGGUUACGUGGCACGGUCGCAGUACCACCUUAUCUGGAAAAAUGCUGCUUAUGGAAAAUAUCGAAUUGACAAUCUACCAAUGGCCUCAAUGCCAACUCCUCCUCCCCACCCUCUCAACGUGAGAUAAAAGGACCCACUGCAGCCCACAUAUCCUCCUACCUAGCUAUCCCAGCACACAGGAGCAGACCUGCAGACCAGACCCCAGGACCCUAGAGCCAUUCUCCUGCCUACUUCAGUGACUCUUCACCAGAACAGAAACCUCUUCACCAUGCCUGUUGCCCUCCGCUUCCUCUGCCUACUCAGCCUGGCUGUUGGUGCUCUACACUGCACUCCCGUGCCUGACCAGGAGGGGGAGCUCUCAGAGCCCCAGCACACCGCCUGUCCCCCGGGCUGGUCCAGUUUCAACAACCGCUGCUUCAAGUACUUCGCCACUCAGCUGGACUGGGCCGAUGCAGAGUCCUACUGCGUGAACCAGGGAGCCAACCUGGUCUCUGUGAACAGCAAAGGGGAAUUCGACUUCGUGAAAAACCUGAUCCAUGGCUUCGACCCUGCUGAGAGCUUUACCUGGAUCGGGCUGAGUGACCUCCACAAGGAAGGGAGAUGGAUGUGGUCGGACGGCUCCAAGUUGGUCGACACGUUCUGGUCUCCAAAGGAGCCCACUAAUGGAGAUGGAAUGGAGAACUGUGUUCACACUAAUAACUUAAAGGAGAAGCUGUGGAACGACGUAUUCUGCUCCAGAAAGUAUGCUUUUGUCUGCGCCACGCGUCCCGGCCUCUGAACCUCUGAGUCUUUAGUUCAAAGAUGCCUUGGUUUACAUAAAUAAAGAAAAACCUUUCAUUGAAAUCUCCUUGUUGGUCCUUUAUCUGAUUCAACUUGUGUUUUAUUCUCCAGCCCUGGUUAGAAUGACAAGUAGUCAGGGGUGGAAAAAGUACCCAAUUGUCAUACUUGAGUAAAAGUAUAGAGACCUUAAUAGAAAGUUACUCAAGUAAAAGUGAAAGUCACCCUGUAAAAUACUACUUGAGUAAAAGUCUAAAAGUAUUUGGUUUUAAAUAUACUUAAGUAUCAAAAGUACACGUAAUUGCUAAAAUAUAAUGAAGUAUCAAAAGUAGAAGUAAAAAUAUAAAUAUUUUCAAAUUCCUUACAUUAAGCAAAUGUGAUGAGGUGGUUUUGAAGGAGUCAGGCGCAAGACGGUAAAUAACAGGAUUUAUUUCUGAACCACAGAGUUACGCAGUAAUAUGUAAAAACACUCCAGUGCACAAAACAGGCACACUGGAAAAUACAAGACACACGGGGAAUAUUCCCAGCGAUACAAAAUACACGGAGCUCCACCGAGCUUCUCUCUCCUCCACAAUAAACAAUCACACACAAAGACCAGGGGGCAGAGGGAACACUUAUACAGGUACUGAUGAGGGGAUAUGAACCAGGUGUGUGUAAUAAACAAGACAAAACAAAUGGAAUGAUGAGAUGAGGAGCGGCAGUGGCUAGAAGGCCGGUGACGACGAACGCCGAAGCCUGCCUCGAACCAGGAGAGGAGGCAGCCUGUUUUUUUUUUCAUUAAUAGAGCCAGGGACACACUCCAACACUCAGACAUUAUUUACAAAAGAUGCAUUUGUGUUUAGUGAGUCCGCCAGAUCAGAGGCAGUAGGGAUGACCAGGGAUGAUCUCUUGAUAAGUGCAUGAAUUUCACAAUUUCCUGUCCUGCUAAGCAUUCAAAAUGUAACGAGUACUUUGGGUUGUCAGGGAAAAUGUAUGGAGUAAAAAGUACAUUAUUUCCUUUAGGAAUAUAGUGAAGUUAAAAGUAAAAGUUGUCAAAAAUAGGGUUCAACAACCGCUGCUUCAAGUACUUCGCCUCUCAGCUGGACUGGGCCGAUGCAGAGUCCUACUGCGUGACCCAGGGAGCCAACCUGGCCUCUGUGAACAGCAAAGGGGAAUUCGGCUUCGUGAAAAAACCUGAUCCAUGGCUUCGACCCUGCUGAGAGCAAUACCUGGAUCGGGCUGAGUGACCUCCACAAGGAAGGGAGAUGGAUGUGGUCGGACGGCUCCAAGGUGGUCUACACGUUCUGGUCUCCAAAUGAGCCCAAUAAUCUAAGUGGAAGUGAGAACUGUGUUCACACUAAUAACUUAAAGGAGAAGCUGUGGAACGACACGCUCUGCUCCAACAAGUAUGCUUUUGUCUGCGCCACGCGUCCCGGCCUCUGA
This is a messenger RNA of Coregonus sp. 'balchen', 5224 nucleotides long. Lineage: Eukaryota; Metazoa; Chordata; Actinopteri; Salmoniformes; Salmonidae. The record is from the annotation of a GenBank genome assembly.